AUGCUCGCUGUUGAAAUUCCAGCAAUCAUUUUAUCGAUUUUUAUCUUUGUUUAUUUCGCUCUGAAUCGUCAAGCUUGUACAAAACUCAAAAAUCAUGGGUGGCUUAUUUUACUUCUUGUCAAUUUCUUUCAACUGAUUCUUAAUUUACCGAUGCCAAUGAGUUAUUAUUAUAUGAAUUAUAUUUGGCCACCAACAAAUACAUAUUGUGUAUGGUGGACAUGGUGUGAAUUCUCAUUGAAUGGUAUCGGAUUAUUUUUAAUGGCAUGGAUCUCAAUCGAACGACAUUUAAUCAUUUUUCAUUCCCAUACGAUGCUUCAAACACGAUGGAAAAAAUGGACUUUUCACUUCAUACCCAUUGUUUUCUGUUUAAUUUGGGCACCACUAUUGUUUUUUAUAUUAGUUGUCCUUAGUCCACUUUGUACAACUCUAUGGGAUUUUAACUUAUUUCUUUGCGGUUUUCCAUGUUAUUAUGCAGAAAAAUUUCUCAAUCAAUUUGAUUUCAUCUUCAAUCUUUUCCUUCCCGUUAUGAUCAUUAUACUCUCAAAUGUGGCAUUAGUUAUUCGAGUAAUCUAUCAAAAAAUGUCUCGACAACAAGCAAUCAAUUGGCGACGUCAUCGUAAAAUGGUAUUGCAACUAUGGAUCGUCUCAUCACUAUAUAUGGGAUUUUGGCUACCUGUUACAAUCACACUAUUUAUUCAAAUUACUAUACUACCUUCAUUUAUGACCGACCAACUGGAAGCAAUGCAAUUUGCUGCGUAUUUCAUUCCACUCUUGCUGCCAGUAAUAUGUCUCAGUACACUUCCCGAAUUAGUGAAGAAAAUAAUGGAAAUUAUCAGCAUACGACAAAUGAAUGUGAUUGGUAUAGUUUCUUACAAUCAAAAUACAGUACAAACGGCGACCAUUCCUACUAUUGCAUGA
This is a messenger RNA of Rotaria sp. Silwood2, 918 nucleotides long. Lineage: Eukaryota; Metazoa; Rotifera; Eurotatoria; Philodinida; Philodinidae. The record is from the annotation of a GenBank genome assembly.